AUGCCCAACGGGUUCACAAACUUCCGCUCCUCUCCGGAGCUAGACCAGAGAACGAUGGUGCUCAACUCUCGGAUCAAGAAGAAUGAAGCCAAAGUCACCAGCUCGGCCGCAUCAUUCCAGAGCGACGCGGAGACGCUAAGAGACGUGCCCCAUGAAAAAUCGAUGUUCCGGUCAAUGAUAGCUGCAAUGAAACAUAUCGCGCCGAAGCAGUAG
Molecule: messenger RNA, 213 nt
Organism: Talaromyces rugulosus
Lineage: Eukaryota; Fungi; Ascomycota; Eurotiomycetes; Eurotiales; Trichocomaceae
Exons: 2
Coding region: 1-213 (70 amino acids)
Source: RefSeq, a predicted model, not a curated record